AUGGUGGUUAAAGAGAGUACCCUACUGUAUUUCUUACAGGCAUCAUUUUCAAAUGUCAAGGCAUCUAAAUCUUCAAAAAGAACAGUAGUAGUUGCUGGGGUUCCAACUGAUCUGUGCAGUGAUCAACUAUUAGCCACAUUAGUUAAGAGUCACGACCAGGAUGAUGAUGGAGCUGUUGAAGAUGUGCUAUAUCCAACAAGAGCCAAGGGAGUUGCAUAUCAAAUAGUCAAAGAAAAAAGAGAUGCAGAGAAAGUCAUCAGACAAAAGAAACACUGUCUGGACAUGAUUAGGAGUGCUCAACUCACGAUUUCUUGCUUUAGUGAUAUGGUCUUCAACUCUGUAACUGCUAUCUUGGAUCUUUCUGUUUUUGGGAGUAAUGUUGUUCUAGAAAAUCUGAUAAGGAACUUGCAAGAGAAGAUCCCAGCUUUAAGCUUCAGCAGCCUGGAAUCCAAUGGAAUAGUAUUUGUGGAAGGUUCCUUUUCAGCUCUCAAGAGGCUCAGAGAAUCUUUACUGAAAGCAAAUUCUCUUUUAGGAAACACGAGGGAUUUUGCCAGUGAGAGGAAAAAGGGGACUAGCCAAAGCUACCCAAAGGGACUGCCAAGAAGUGGUGACUCUAUAGGGUUACUUAGGACCCUAGGAUCUAAUGUCACUGGACACGAAGAAACAGUUGUGCUGGACACAGAUGUUUUCCUUUAUCUGAAACAGAAGUGCAGAGUGUAUGAACAAUCAUUGGACACAUUCCAUGCUCUGAGUCAGGAGAGAGUGGAUGGGGACAUUACCACCAUCAGUUUAAAGCAUGCUCAAGUUGAUUCUCAUCGAGACAAUGUAAGACAUGUAAAACAGAUUGUUGAGGAGCUGUCCCAAUCCCUGCAGUAUGAGCUUAGAAAAGAGACACUUCUUUUGGAAGGAAAAACAAGACAGAAGGCAAACAUUAUAAGGGUGUGUAAACAGCUACAGCCCAGGUACCGGGAGAUUCUGAGAAAUUCUUUUAAGACACACAUUGACAUUAUAGGAUCUUCUGCUGACACCUGCCUAUUUACAAGGGAGGUGAUGGAAUUAGUACAGCAAAAAAAUUCCUUAAAUCUUCAGCAACAGAAGCGGUAACUGUGGCUUUCGCCUUCUGAAUAUUGACUCUGCCAUACUCGAGCAAAGCUUGACAUGCCUGAUCUCAUGCUGUCAUACAACCAUGUCUCACCAUGAGCAUUGCCAUCCCCACAGCAUAGGGAAGAAAGUAGGACUUGGAGAAAUUAAAACUCUUGCCUGGGGUUUCCCAGUAGAGAGAAAAAAAAAUGGACUGGGGUUUAACCCUAACUGUCUGAUUACAAACACAAUAGUAUCUAAGGUGCAAAACUUUGAAAAAAAUUCUUACCAAACUCUUUUGAAUGCAAUUCUGUUCCUCCACAGCUCCAAAAUAUUCCACAAAUAAAUACAUGAGAAGUUGGGCUGAUUGUUAUUAUGUUAUUGUUGCUUUCUUAA
Molecule: messenger RNA, 1476 nt
Organism: Ochotona princeps (American pika)
Lineage: Eukaryota; Metazoa; Chordata; Mammalia; Lagomorpha; Ochotonidae
Gene: RBM43
Product: RNA binding motif protein 43
Source: RefSeq, a predicted model, not a curated record